Molecule: messenger RNA, 1364 nt
Organism: Leptinotarsa decemlineata (Colorado potato beetle)
Lineage: Eukaryota; Metazoa; Arthropoda; Insecta; Coleoptera; Chrysomelidae
Product: SAGA associated factor 11kDa
Biological process (GO): positive regulation of DNA-templated transcription; regulation of transcription by RNA polymerase II
Cellular component (GO): SAGA complex; DUBm complex
Molecular function (GO): transcription coactivator activity
Source: RefSeq, a predicted model, not a curated record
CUCUGUGUUAUCAGAAUCUGAAUCUGGUGUGCACUAGUGCACUAUUCACAACUCACAACUCAUUAGCACAGAUAGUGAAUUAGUGGAUUGCUUAAGUGUAAUUGUUUUGGUUUCGUAUUCUAAUGUGGUUAAUAAUGUUUUAUAAGGUUUCAAACAGAUGUUUAUUAUUUUAAUUUCUUAGGGUUUCCGGUAUACCGCAAUUCCUUAGUACGUUAUAGGUUAAGUUGUCAAUCGGUUCAGUGGCGGUAAUUUCAAAUUCUAAGUCAUGUCAAAAAAACAAAAACCUGAUCAUAAACAAGUAUUGACUAACUUAGCGAAGGACUUACAUGAACUAGUUAGUGAUAAACAAAAACUACGGGCGUCUGUAGAUAAUUUCCUUAAUAAUUUAAUUGACGAACUAACGUUAGGAAUAAUUUUCGACCAGCACCGUAAAUACAAGACAAAUGCUUAUGACUUAGAUGUAGCUGAUGGUUGUGAAGAAGUCGAAUCUUCAGAAAUUGAUAUUUUCGGACAGUUUAAUUUGAAAAAAACUCAAGACUGUGUUUGCCCAAAUUGUGAUCGUGCUGUUGCGGCAACUCGGUUUGCACCCCACUUAGAAACAUGUAUGGGAAUGGGGAGAGUUAGUAGAUCUAGAAAUGCAACCAGAAGGGUGGCUAGUUGCAGUAAAGACAAUUCUUCAUAUGGAGGUUUACCUAGUGAUGAUGAUGAUGAUGGCGACUGGAGUUCAGUAGAGAGAAGAAAAAAGAAGAAGGAUAAGAAUGGAAGCAAGAAAAGAGGAACACCUAAGAAAAAUUUUGAACCUGAAGUAGUUGAUCCAGUGAAUGUAGAUAUAGAAGGCGAUGAUGAUGAUUUAACUAACCUGAGAGAUAUUCUUCACCUCCAAGAUCACUCCAAUAGCACUUCCCCUGCUGAUUCAGCAUCUAGUUCGGGAUCCACAAAGAAAAGAGAUAAACCAAAAAAUAAAAAGAAUAACAAAAGAGAUAGAGGGUCUCCCACUCCCAGUUUAUAAUUGGCUUGGUUUAAUUGAGAAUUUCCAGUCCCAGUCCCUGUGUGGAUUUCAAGAAAAACUCUUCAAUUGGUAAAACUGGAUGAGAAAAAAAUUCGUGGUAGAAAUCUCAGUACUUUAAGUGAACGAGAAAGCGAAAGAUAUAUUCAUACUAUCAUUUUAUAAUCUUGCAUUUGUUAUGGAGAAACUUUUAAAUAAUUUUAUCAUAAAAAUUAGUAUUAGACAAAGUCAUUAACCAGCUAUUGGUUAAAGACAUUUUAUCUCAAUUCCUCAAAUUAAAUUAUGUUCAGUUGACUUUUUCCUUGGAGUUAAAAAUUAUUUUAGUUAAUGUUCAUAUUAAUAAUACCAUUUUAUCUAA